Molecule: messenger RNA, 827 nt
Organism: Aspergillus heteromorphus CBS 117.55
Lineage: Eukaryota; Fungi; Ascomycota; Eurotiomycetes; Eurotiales; Aspergillaceae
Gene: pup1
Product: proteasome core particle subunit beta 2
Exons: 3
Cellular component (GO): proteasome core complex
Molecular function (GO): threonine-type endopeptidase activity
Source: RefSeq, a predicted model, not a curated record
UCCACGCCGUCGCCAUGACCGGCUUCGAUUUCUCCAACUACAACCGUAACGCGGCCCUCCACGCCAAGGGAGUUCCUCUCCCGAAAGCCACAAGCACCGGUACCACGAUUGUGGGGUGCAUAUUCGACAAUGGCGUUGUGAUCGCAGCAGAUACCAGAGCCACCAGCGGACCGAUAGUAGCAGACAAGAACUGCGAGAAACUGCACUACAUCUCGCCGAAGAUCUGGUGCGCGGGCGCCGGAACGGCCGCGGACACGGAAUUCACGACCGCGCUGAUCAGCUCGAACGUGGAGCUGCACUCCUUGUCGACGGGACGGCCGCCCCGAGUGAUCACGUGCAUGACGAUGCUGAAGCAGCACCUGUUCCGAUACCAGGGACACAUCGGGGCGUAUCUGGUGGUUGCGGGGGUUGAUCCGACCGGGACGGGCCUGUACACUGUGCACGCGCACGGGUCGACGGACAAGCUGCCGUACGUGACCAUGGGGUCUGGAUCGUUGGCGGCGAUGUCGGUGUUCGAGUCGAUGUGGAAGCCGAAUCUGGACCGCGAGGGCGCGGUGACUCUGUGCGCCGAGGCUAUCAAGGCCGGUAUCUUCAACGAUCUGGGCUCCGGUAGCAAUGUCGAUGUGUGCGUCAUCGAGAACGACAAGCCCACCCAGUUGCUGCGGAACUACAUGAAGCCCAAUGAGCGUGGCCAGAAGGAGCGCAAUUACCGCUUCCCUCAGGGUACUACCGCUUACUUGAACCAGAAGGUUAUCAGCAAGGAGGACAUGCGGAAGUAUGUUACUGUUGAGGAGGCUUCGGGGGAUUCUAACUUGAUGGAGGUGGAU